UUUUCGUUUAACACGUAGUCUAGUCCACCCACCGCUCACACACACAGACACACACUUAACCGACGAGCGUCUGAACUAUUGCGCCUUGGCUCGCCAAUUCACCAGCAACAUCUCUGUCCUACACACACACACACACACACACACGUGUCCGCGCGCGCGCUCGGUAUUUACUGCUUUUAGAAUAAAGUACAGACGGGAAAGAAAAAAAUCACCAGCGGAGAAGUUCAACUUUGUUUUUCACCGUGGGACAAUGUUCUUCUGAGGAUAUUUAUAUAUUUUCAGAAACAACAACAGGAACUCUUUGUGUGUGUGUAUGUACAGAUACACAUUUAUUGAGCUGAAAGUAUAAUUGCAGAAGGCUCGAGAUCUUUAACGCGUUAUUUGUCCAUUUGGAGACGAUGGAGCGGAUUACGAGCGCACAGCCUCCUCCAUGUUUGGCUAAACAGAACCCGAUGGACAUGGCUGCCAUUUCGGGCAUGGAUUUCCCCAUGUACGUCUACAAAUCCCGCAGAGGUGUGAAACGAGGCGAGGACAGCAAGGACACGUACAAGCUGCCGCAUCGUCUGAUCGAGAAGAAGAGACGAGACAGAAUCAACGAGUGCAUCGCCCAGCUGAAGGACCUGCUCCCGGAGCACCUGAAACUCUCCACCCUGGGCCAUUUGGAAAAGGCCGUGGUGCUGGAGCUGACGCUGAAGCACGUGAAAGCCCUGAACAGCCUGCUGGAACAGCAGCAGCAGCAAAUCAUAUCUCUGCAGAAUGGAAUGCAGAUCGGUGAUCACACCAACGGGAGCUUGGAGAAGAGCGAGGAGAUGUUCCGAUCCGGUUUCCAUUUGUGUGCCAAGGAGGUUCUGCAGUACAUGGCUAGUCAAGAGAACGCACGUGACCUGACUCCUACGCACAUCAUUAACCAUCUGCACAAGGUGGCGUCGGAGCUGCCGCAGCGGCCGAUCAGCCCGCGAUCCGACUCUCCUUCCCCUGCCUACAAAGGCCACACGGUCCGCGAGAAGCCCAUGGUGGCGCCGGUUAGAAAGCCAGAAGGACACACCAAAAACUGCGUCCCUGUGAUUCAGAGGACAUACCCACAUAGCAGUGAGCAGAGUGGCAGCGACACGGACACGGACAGCGGCUACGGCGGCGAGUUGGACAAAGACAAGCGUGACUCCGGUGGCCAGCGAGCGAGCUACUACAUCAAAGAGGGUGCUGAACUGAAAUACGGCAUCAAGGAGGAAUGGGAUGAGCCGCAGGCCAAACGGCAAAGGUCAGACUCCUCAGAGGACGAGUCUCUGUUGGGUCGCAGCGGGUACGCAGGCUUCUCUGCCCACCAGCCCCCUCUCUGCAUGCCCUUCUACCUUCUCCCUCCAGUGUCAGCGGCUGCUGCCGCUGCUGCCUACCUCCCAGUGUUGGAGAAAUGCUGGUACCCAGGGGGCAUGCCCAUGCUGUACCCCGGCAUCGGCGGUUCCACGCCGUGCUUGUCUCCGGAGAAACUCCCCAUGUCGCUUGUCUUGUCCCCCAGAGUAGCGUCCCCCACCACUUCUCACGCUCAUACAGACUCUACAGUUCUGCACCAGGCCCUAAAACAUGUGCCCCCCUUAAAUCUGGAAACCAAAGACUGAUAACCACACGGAGUCCCCCUUCAUCCCCCCAACAUCCAUCCUCGAAAUGCCAAGAGAGGAGGAUACGCUGAUGAAGAUCAUAAUCGUGCCGGCUCCUGCUCUGCUCCCCUGCGCUGCCCCGCCCUUCCCCAGUGCUAUUUAAAAAUAAAAUAAAUAAAUAUUUAAAAAAUCACACACGCACACCAGCCCAGUGACCACCUCCCUCCACAAGAGAGGUAGACGACGGGAGAAUGUGUCCGAGUUGUGUGUAAUCGGGUGCACGCUGGCCAUGUUUGAGGGUGCGGCUUGGAGACGAGGAAUGGGGUGUAGCACUUAAGAGUCACUGUGAAGAUGAUCAAUGACACCGAGUUGUCUAGUAUCAGGAAGGAUUGCUCAGCGGGGACGUCUGCUCUCUGCGCUCAUGCUGAAUGUUUCAAUAAACAAACAAACACAACCUAAAUCCAGAAUGUGACGUGCAGACUGCCCCUAACAGAUAAACCAUAAGGACUCUGCCCUUUGCACAGAUCUUUUAAGUUCUGAAUGUAAACCAGAAACAAAAAGGUUGGCUAGCGAAACCCUUGUAGAUGCUGCCUUUUUCCUUUUCUUCUGACAUUUCUCAGUGCUGCCGAGCAAGGCUUCGCACUGUCUGGACUCUCCGGCUGCUUUAAAUAAAGACUCUUUUUUAGCCUAGACUCCUACCAAAUAACGGUCUGCUUUAGUCGACCAGAGCUUUUCUCAAAAUGAGACAACGGCGACAGCCUCAUCGCUCCCCAUCGCUAAGUUAAGUCACCAGUUUCCCCAUACUCACGCCGGCGAGCCGAUCAGCCCCGGCCUGGGUCGAUUAUGUACAGUAAAUAAGGGAGUAAUGUAAUCGCAGAUUAUACUUUUUUUUUUUUUUUUUUUAUUGAAAGAUUUUCAGUAUGUAAUUCAUUAUCAUUUGUGCUAGUAGACUGGGUACUGUAAUUACAUCAUGUAAUUCAUGUGUUUAUACAACGUUGUCUCUAUUUUAUUUUUUAUUACACGAGCCACAGUUUUUUUUUUUUUUUUUUAUUUAGCUCUGAUUGAGAGGGGAGUUCCAGGUAAUCAUGAGACUUUAUGUACAUAAGAAAACUGUGGGGGUUGUAUCUGCAUCAUGCUCUGUGUCCAUUUCUGGUCAAAUUAAGACAGAUCUUUGCUAAUGCUGUUGCCUUUACUUGUUUGAAACAGUACAAUUUUGACCGAUAUGUAAUAAAAAAUUAAAAAAAAUUAAAAAAAAA
This is a messenger RNA of Silurus meridionalis, 2848 nucleotides long. It is a transcript of the gene bhlhe40, whose product is annotated as basic helix-loop-helix family, member e40. The record is from RefSeq and is a predicted model, not a curated record. Bases 399 to 1613 code for a protein of 404 amino acids. Gene Ontology annotation, biological process: anterior/posterior pattern specification; regulation of neurogenesis; regulation of transcription by RNA polymerase II. Gene Ontology annotation, molecular function: DNA-binding transcription factor activity, RNA polymerase II-specific; protein dimerization activity; RNA polymerase II cis-regulatory region sequence-specific DNA binding. Gene Ontology annotation, cellular component: nucleus. The transcript has 5 exons. Lineage: Eukaryota; Metazoa; Chordata; Actinopteri; Siluriformes; Siluridae.